AUGUCCUCUUUUAUAGGCCUUGGGAGGUGUGCAAUUUGUUUAGAGUUUCGAUGUGGGACUCUGGGCGUCAGUUGUGAGACCGCCACGCGUCAAAGGGGGCGAGGUUGCCCUAAUGUUGCGAUCGGUAGGUUUGGUACCGAAGGAGUCCCCCAAGUCCCCUUGCGAGAGUCUUCGGAAGGGGAUUUGAAGUCAUCUUCGGGAGGAAUCACGGCCUUACCGUUCGGUAACCCCACCUGGGGAAGGGGCCAAACUUUGUCCCUUCCGGCAUCACCAGCUCAGAGGCUGACGUUGGUGAAGUCAGAAGGUCGCGUCGAGCUGACGGGCGAAGGGACGUCUGAGCGCUUCGACUUCCGCGCCUCGCGUGCCGUCUAUUCCCCAUAG
Prunus armeniaca (apricot) is the source of this 381-nucleotide messenger RNA. NCBI's taxonomy places the organism in Eukaryota, Viridiplantae, Streptophyta, Magnoliopsida, Rosales, Rosaceae. The record is from the annotation of a GenBank genome assembly.